UAUUGAUGAAGGGUAAAGUAGCAUUAAUAAUUGAUCAUGAUUGUUAAGAAUUCAUAAAGAGGGGCAAUACUACUAUUGUAAUAUAAGAACAAGAAGAUUUUAUAUUGGAAUUGAUGGGAAUGAAAGAGGGUGUUGGAUUUAAUUAGGUUAUACCCAAUUCAUAAAAUGAUGAUGAAAUACUUGAAGUUAAUUUGAUCAAUAAUGCUUAAACUUACACUUAAAUAAGUUAUGGUGCUAAGACAGCUGUUAUUGGAAAACAAUAUUAAUAAUUUCAAUUAAUUAGUUUUGAUGAAUUCUAAGAAUAAUUGUUUGACAAUUUUGACAUUAUAAUAGCAUUUAAAGAUUAAAUAAAAGUAUUGGAAGAAAUUCAAAAAUAGAAAUAACAUCACAUUUAUUUUAUCAUAUCAAACAUAAAAUAAUAUGAAAAUGAUAUUGAAUUUCCUGUUUAGUCUAGAAAUUAAUUUAAGUAUCAAUAAAUAGAGAGCAAAGGGAAAUAGAUUGCUCUUAUUCAUUAUUCAAAUUAUCAGAUGAGAGUAGAUGAAAUUGAAACUUUAGAAUAAAUAAAUGAAUAUUCAUAUAUAAGAAGAAAUGUAAUAAGAUUAUAAUGUCUUUGGAGAGAAUUACUGACAUAAGUAGGUAAGUUUCCAAAAUAUGGUGCAUGAAUUAGUAAGAGAU
This is a messenger RNA of Paramecium sonneborni, 675 nucleotides long. The record is from the annotation of a GenBank genome assembly. NCBI's taxonomy places the organism in Eukaryota, Ciliophora, Oligohymenophorea, Peniculida, Parameciidae.